CCGUCUGGUGCGCAGACAAAUCAGCGUGAAGAGCUGAAGAUUCGAACGCAGGAGGCCCAGACCAGCGCCACACGCGCGGCUCCCCCAGAAGCCUGGACUGUGGGACUCCAGAGAGGCGGCCGCGGAGCUCCGAGGAUUUGCCUCGCAUCGCGCCGUCCUGCGCCCCAGCCGCUUGCCUCACCUGUCCCUAAGACCUGUCAGGGCGUGCAGGUCGAGCCCCUCGUCGCCCUGUGCCAGGCCCCGGAGACUCCUUUAGGUCGAGGUGAUGGGCAGCCGGCCCCGCAGCCCCAGCGCCUACCCUGCGGACUGGUGGGCACCAGAGUCCGGAAGACAGGGCCUUACCAAGCGCCGCCGACCCGCGGAGCCCGCAGGCCCCGAGUCCGUGUCCGAGGCGCCGCCCUGCCCGGACAACAGGACAGAGCCCGCGGCCGCGCUCACCUCGGUGGUGGUCCUGGCCGCCGGCUGUGCCCUGCAUCUGGCCCUGGACAACGUCGACGUGGUGCUGGAGCCGGAGCCCACGUCCGUGCUGCAAGUGUCUCUGGGAGAUCGCACCCUCAUUCUAGUCCCCGAGGCCCUCCUGGGCUCGGGCGUCGAAUGCCCAGGAGGACAGAAUCUGACAGAGGGCGCUUUCCUGAGCGCUCCCGGAGAGUCUCUGGCCCUGGGGGAGGGAUUCUUCUGCGCAGCUGUCCCAGAGAUAGCCUGCCAAGAAGAGGCCAAUGAGGAGGACUCGGACACCGAGUUCCUGUCGCCUGCGAUGUAUGCUGCAGCCGGCUCAGUCCCUGGGCUGUGCAGUCUCGACGUUGCAAGGCGUUUGACUUGGGCGUCGGGCCCCAACGCGCAGGCCUUUGACUCAGAGCCCUCGCUUCCGACUCCCAUCUUUAGUCCAGAGAGACGCUCUCCUCCCCAAGACUACAGCCUGGACUUGCACCUUCCAGAACCCUCUUCCGACUCACCACUCCAACCUCUACCUCCCUCUCCGAGUCCAGGUCCGCACGAGCGCCCCCAACGCCCUCAUGGUCCUGCGCGCAAGGCCCGGAAAUGCCUGUUCCCAGAAUGAACUGCACCCUACUACACACACACACACACACACACACACCUCACACACACUUCUGGAUACCAUCCUGGAGGCCCAAUGGAUUAGCCAGCGUCCUGAAUAUCCUACAGCCCGGAAAUUAAGCACUUCUUGUGC
Messenger RNA from Phacochoerus africanus (Common warthog), 1189 nucleotides. Its product is annotated as proline-rich protein 23B-like. The record is from RefSeq and is a predicted model, not a curated record. The coding region runs from base 266 to 1057 and encodes 263 amino acids. The transcript has a single exon. Lineage: Eukaryota; Metazoa; Chordata; Mammalia; Artiodactyla; Suidae.